AUGGCGGCCGUGGCCAAGAUCGCCUUGGAGUGGCUCCAAGACCCUCUGAGCUGCGUGUUCCUGGUCACGCUGGCCGUGGUGCUCCUGCACCUGCGACGACGGGGCAAAGCGCUGCUGCCGCCUGGCCCGAAGCCGCUGCCGAUCGUGGGCAACAUGGCGAUGAUGGACCAGCUGACCCACCGCGGCCUGGCGGCGCUGGCCGAGAAGUACGGCGGGCUGCUCCACCUCCGCAUGGGCCGUCUGCACGCGUUCGCGGUGUCCACGCCCGAGUACGCGCGCGAGGUGCUGCAGACGCAGGACGGCGUGUUCUCGAACCGCCCGGCCACCAUCGCCAUAACGUACCUGACGUACGACCGCGCGGACAUGGCGUUCGCGCACUACGGGCCCUUCUGGCGCCAGAUGCGCAAGCUGUGCGUGAUGAAGCUCUUCAGCCGGCGCCGCGCCGAGACGUGGGUGGCCGUGCGCGACGAGUGCGCGGCACUAGUCCGCGCCGUGGCGUCGUCGUCUGUCGGCGCCGGCGGCGAGGCCGUGGCCGUGAACCUGGGCGAGCGCAUCUUCAACCUGACCAAGAACGUGACGUUCCGGGCCGCGUUCGGCACCCGCGACGGCGAGGACCAGGAGGAGUUCAUUGCCAUCCUGCAGGAGUUCUCCAAGCUGUUCGGCGCCUUCAACAUCGGCGACUUCCUGCCGUGGCUGGGGUGGAUGGACCUGCAGGGGAUCAACCGCCGCCUCCGCGCCGCCCGGUCCGCGCUGGACCGGUUCAUCGACAAGAUCAUCGACGAGCACGUGAGGCGAGGGAAAAGCCCCGACGACGCCGACGCCGACAUGGUCGACGACAUGCUCGCCUUCUUCGCCGAGGCCAAGCCGGCCGCCGUGAACGGCGGAGGCGGCGGCAAGGGUGGCGCGGCGGCCGCGAACGGCGGCGAUGACCUGCAGAGCACGCUCCGACUCACGCGCGACAACAUCAAGGCCAUCAUCAUGGACGUGAUGUUUGGCGGGACGGAGACGGUGGCGUCGGCGAUCGAGUGGGCGAUGGCGGAGAUGAUGCACAGCCCCGACGACCUCCGCCGCGUGCAGCAGGAGCUCGCCGACGUCGUGGGCCUGGACCGCAACGUGAACGAGUCGGACCUGGACAAGCUCCCCUUCCUCAAGUGCGUCAUCAAGGAGACGCUCCGGCUGCACCCGCCGAUCCCGCUGCUCCUCCACGAGACCGCCGACGACUGCGUCGUGGGCGGCUACUCCGUGCCCAAGGGCUCCCGCGUCAUGAUCAACGUGUGGGCCAUCGGCCGCCACCGCGGGUCCUGGAAGGACGCCGACGUGUUCCGCCCGUCCCGGUUCACGCCCGAGGGCGACGCCGCGGGGCUCGACUUCAAGGGCGGCUGCUUCGAGUUCCUGCCCUUCGGCUCCGGCCGCCGGUCCUGCCCCGGCACGGCGCUGGGCCUGUACGCGCUGGAGCUUGCCGUCGCCCAGCUCGCGCACGGCUUCAACUGGUCGCUGCCCGACGGGAUGAAGCCCUCGGAGCUGGACAUGAGCGACAUCUUCGGCCUCACCGCGCCGCGCGCCACAAGGCUCUACGCCGUGCCGACGCCCCGGCUCAACUGCCCCUUAUACUGA
Miscanthus lutarioriparius is the source of this 1614-nucleotide messenger RNA. Lineage: Eukaryota; Viridiplantae; Streptophyta; Magnoliopsida; Poales; Poaceae. The record is from the annotation of a GenBank genome assembly.